AUGUACAAAGUCGACUACAAGGAGGAUAAAGGGAAGUGCGUAGUCGCAGUGAGUCAAAUGCGAGCGGGGUACUGCAUCGUAGAGGCACACCCAGAAAUAUUCGUCCCGCUGAGUGUGAAGUACAUGGCCCCCAGAAUCAUCGAUGCGGAAAAUAAAAAAACAGAUUACAAAACAGUUAACAUAUGUUUUUAUUGCUUCGAAAAAUUUAGCAAGAUAUACUGUAGUGACGUAUGUAUGGAAUUAGCAUGGAAGUUGCAUAGAGAUGAAUGUGAAGUAUUUAAGUCCAAUAUCUUUGACAAAUUUUGUCCAUCCAUUAUCAUGCGGAUGGUAAUUAAUAGCUACCUAAGCCAUUUUAACUUUUACGAAUACUGUGGAAGCGUAACAGAAUUGCCAAAGGAAAAAUACGAGUACUUUAAGUACCCAGCAUAUAUAGUAGCAGUAGCACUGAUGAGCAAAAAAAAAAAAUGUUUUGCCAACUUUGAAGAUAAUGAGAGCAUACUGAAAAAUAUCAUCGAGAAAUUUGUAAAAAUUUCUAAAAAUAGUUUGCAGAUAAUUGACAAUGAGUUAGAACCAGCAGGAUUGGCAUUUUACAAAAAACCUGUUCCCUAUUUUAAUCACUCAUGUUUGAGUAACUGUGUGACUAUAUUUAAAAACCAAAAGUUAUUCAUACGAACUUUGGUGGAUGUAUAUCCUGGAGAAGAACUAACCAUUAGUUACAUCGAUAUAGCAUUUGAUAAAAAUACGAGACUAGCCAUUUGCAUGGAUCAGUAUUUCUUUACCUGUUCAUGUAAGCUAUGUAAAGUGAACGUGGUCUCUGAAUGCCAAAAUAUUUUUAAUACAGAAUUUGUAUGUACUCAUUCUGAGAGUUGUAAAAAAUGUGUUAACAAUAUGGAACUCAUUUUGAUCUCCGAGUUGGAAAGAAAAAAUUGUUAUAUGAAUAAAAGUCAAUUUAAAAAUUCUUAUCCUAUUUUAAAAAAAUCGAACGAGCAACAACAUAUGUGGAAAUGUGCCCUCUGUAAAAACGAAGUGCAUGAUAAUGUUAUAAAAAGCUUGAUGGAGAAGGAAAAAGAAACUGUUAAGGAGACAGCUCAUUUGGAGUCUCUUUUCAGUGAAAAAUACUCCUACGAUAAUAAAUCUGUGUUACAAUCACUUAAUAAAAUAAAAUCCAAAAUUGAUUACUUGACCACUUUUUAUCACCACACUAGAUAUUCACUGCAAAAAAUGAGAGCCAAAAUUCUUUACAUUUCUAUACAACUGCAAGAAUUUAAGUUAGCAUACAACAUUGCUAACCAGUACCUCAAAUCUAUUGAAGUUUCUUAUGGGAAAUACUCCCCCAUUUAUGGGUACUAUAUUUUCUUAACUGGCAAACUUGCCCUCUUUCUUGAUCUCAAGUCUGAGGGCCUUAGUUUAAUUCACAAAGCCAAAAAGAAUAUCAUAAAAACAUACGGACCGGACUCUCCCAUUUAUAAAGAUCUGGAGAAGUUCCUCUACACCAAUAAGUACUGA
This is a messenger RNA of Plasmodium cynomolgi strain B, 1506 nucleotides long. RefSeq lists its product as hypothetical. Gene Ontology annotation, molecular function: protein binding. The transcript has 2 exons. NCBI's taxonomy places the organism in Eukaryota, Apicomplexa, Aconoidasida, Haemosporida, Plasmodiidae. Bases 1 to 1506 code for a protein of 501 amino acids. The record is from RefSeq and is a predicted model, not a curated record. Gene Ontology annotation, cellular component: nucleus.